AUGGUCACUAAAUUAUUUACUCAGAACUUGAGCAAGUUCAACAUUUGUUUGGAUGAUGAUGCUGCAGAAUAUAUUAGUGGUAUGCUAGAAAGUAUGUCCAUGGACGAAGCAGACGAAAUCAGAGCGUCCACAGAGAGCUUUCUUAUUGACGCCAAUACUGAUGAGGAUACGAGGAGAGCCUUUUAUUCUAAUUUGUUUGAGAAUAAUAUAUCAACACCCAAAGAGAUCAAAAAUCAAAAGAAGUUGCCAAAACCACUCCAAGGAACAGAAAAAACAAAGGAGGCAUGUGAUUUACCAUCAACACUCAACAGUACAGCUACCAAGCCACCAAAGAGCGCGACGAGACGAACAGGAAGACGUGAAAAAUUAAAGGAUCAGGAUACCGAUGAUAAGGAGCCUGAAAUUGUUGCGAUUAGUCAGCAAAGUCGUUUUCAUACAGAGACAAUUGAAAACUUAAACAAAGAAUUGGACCUCAAAGGCGUGAAUAUAUCGAUCAAUCAAAAAGACCUCCUGGUAGACGCCCACUUGAAGUUGAAACCUUUCACUCGGUAUGGUUUAGUGGGUCAAAAUGGCGUCGGAAAAUCAAUGUUGUUGAAGUGCUUGGCAGAGAACAUCUUGAUUGGUGUGCCCCAAAACUUAAAUAUUCUGCACAUUUCGCAACUUGACGAGUUUGAUGAAUCAAGAAUGGUACUGCAAGAGAUUUUGGAAGCUGACAAGAAGGCAUCGGCGACAAUAAGAGAGUUUGAAGCUCUUCAGUCUGUUAUGGGAAACGAAAAGAAUUUCAAGGCAUCCAAUGAUCUUAACCAGAUAGUGUACUCUAUCAUGCAGUCUCGUCUACGCGAAAAGUUAGAUCAAGCUUCUAAGAUUGCCAUCAAGCGCUCGGGUCUACGUGGUCGUGAAGCAAGAAAAGUGCUGAUUGAAUGCGAAAAGGAACUCGAAGAAUUUAACAAGAAGAACCCACAAACCUACGUUACCUCUGGUAUGGUGACGGAAAUUAUCAAUGAAGUCUACGAGAAGAUAGAGCUGAUUGAUCAAGAUGAGCGAAAACACCGAGCUGUAAAGCUACUGAAAGGUCUUGGAUUCAGUGAAGAACGGAUCAAUGCGCCAAUCUCUCGCCUAUCUGGUGGCUGGCGCAUGAGAGUUGCUUUAGCAAAAUCGCUUUUCCUAAAACCGGAUAUCCUUCUUUUGGAUGAACCUACAAACCACCUAGACCUGCCCGCCAUCCUAUGGCUGCAGGAGUAUGUCAUGAAUGAAACGGAUGAUAUGACUGUGGUUGUUGUUUCCCAUGAUCGUGAAUUCUUGAAUAAUGUUACAGAAGAAACUAUCAUUCUUAGAGAUAAAACACUCAAGUAUCACGCUGGUAACUUUGAAGACUGGGAAAGAAACACAGAAGAACAAAGAAUACGAAAACAAGCUCUGUAUGAUAGCACAGAAAAAAAGAGAACAGCUAUCCAAGCAAGUAUCCAACAUAACAUGCGACAAGCUAAAGCUACGGGCGAUGAUAAGCGACAUGGUAUGAUUCAAUCACGAAAAAAGAAGCUGGAAAGAUUAGGCAUGGAAAAAACUGAAGAUGGUAGACGCUUCAAGCUCAACCGAGACCGUGGAGGCUAUCACAGCAGCCUCCGAGAAGAAGUCGUUGUUGAGAAAGCGGUAAAGACAGCGGCUAUCAAAAUACCACCUCCUACUGAACUGCGUUACCAUGGUCCAAUGCUUACUAUGAAAGAAGCUGCUUUCCGUUAUGAAGGAAGUACAACCUAUGCUAUCAAAAAGUUCUCCAUCAGCAUUGAGCCAAAUGCAAGAAUUGCUUUUAUUGGACCUAAUGGAUGCGGUAAGACGACUCUUUUGAACAUGCUAGUAGGUAAAGUACAGCCUACAUCAGGAGAAGUCUACAAGCAUCCUCUUCUUCGUAUCGGUUACUUUUCACAACAUGUAGUAGACCAGCUCGACCUGGAUGUCUCACCGGUUGAAUACAUGAUGUCUCAGUAUCGCUCACUUUCAGAACAGGAAUGCCGUUCUCAUUUUGGCACAAGUGGUCUCAGUGGAAAUGUUGUUCUUCAAAAGAUUCGUUCUUUGAGUGGCGGUCAGCGAAGUAGAGUCGCACUCGCUCUGAUUCUGUAUGAGCAACCUCACGUGCUUGUGCUUGAUGAAAUCACAAAUCAUUUGGACAUGGGCACUGUGGACAUGCUCUUGGAUGCUUUGCGAAAAUACACAGGCGCAAUAGUGUUGGUUAGUCACGACAUUUGGUUUCUGAAGCAGAUGUUCGAGCAAGAACUGGAUAGCGAUAGUGAUAGCGGCAAGGAAUUUGAUGACGAAGACGAGGCUGCAGUCCAGAAAGAGAUUUAUACGAUAAAGAAUGGUAACGUUAAACGAUGGGAUGAAGGUAUUGAUGCAUAUGUCGCUUCAGUUUUGAAAACAGUAAGAAAGAUAAGCUGA
This is a messenger RNA of Rhizopus microsporus ATCC 52813, 2433 nucleotides long. Its product is annotated as P-loop containing nucleoside triphosphate hydrolase protein. The transcript is spliced from 4 exons. Lineage: Eukaryota; Fungi; Mucoromycota; Mucoromycetes; Mucorales; Rhizopodaceae. Gene Ontology annotation, molecular function: ATP binding; ATP hydrolysis activity. Bases 1 to 2433 code for a protein of 810 amino acids. The record is from RefSeq and is a predicted model, not a curated record.